Messenger RNA from Lepus europaeus (European hare), 5288 nucleotides. It is a transcript of the gene GPR107, whose product is annotated as G protein-coupled receptor 107. Lineage: Eukaryota; Metazoa; Chordata; Mammalia; Lagomorpha; Leporidae. Gene Ontology annotation, molecular function: clathrin heavy chain binding. The transcript is spliced from 18 exons. The record is from RefSeq and is a predicted model, not a curated record. The coding region runs from base 11 to 1681 and encodes 556 amino acids. Gene Ontology annotation, cellular component: Golgi apparatus; clathrin-coated vesicle; membrane. Gene Ontology annotation, biological process: clathrin-dependent endocytosis.
UGGAGCCAACAUGGCUGCCCCGGCGCCCGUCGGCCGCUCGGGCUCCCGCUGUGCCCGGCUGGCUGCGGGCCUCCGGCUGCUCCCGAUCCUGGGACUUGUGCAGCUGCUGGCCGAGCCCGGCUUGGGCCGCGUCCACCACCUGGCACUCAAGGACGACGUGAGGCACAAGGUUCACCUGAACACCUUUGGCUUCUUCAAGGAUGGGUACAUGCAAGUCAACGUCAGCAGCCUGUCGGUGAGCGAGCCUGAAAGAGCCACAGACAAGGACGCCGCCCUUGGAUUCAGCCUAGAACGUACGAAGAACGAUGGCUUUUCGUCCUACCUGGAUGAAGAUGCGAAUUACUGUAUUCUGAAGAAGCAGUCCGUCUCCGUCACUCUUCUAAUCCUAGACUUCUCCAGAAGUGAGGUGAAAGUCAAGUCUCCAUCGGAAGCUGGUGCUCCCUUCCCAGUGGUGGUCGUCAGCAGGGACGACAAAGUCCUUGGUCAGAGCCAAAAGCCCGAUGCCGACCCUGGCUCCACAGGCAACCACACCCAGGAAGCCCAAGAAAGUGAGAAUUCUAAAAGAAGUACAGUGGAGUCCAAGGCGACAGGCGAGAAAUCCUGUUCUGUGCACACUAGUGGCGGUGCCGUUUCAUUUCAGUUUUUCUUUAACAUCAGCACCGAUGACCAAGCGGGCCUUUACAGCCUGUAUUUUCACAAGUGCCCCGGGAAGCAGUCGCAGCCUGUGGACAAGUUUUCCUUCAGCCUGGACAUUAAGAUCACAGAGAAGAAUCCUGACAGCUACCUCUCUGCGGGAGAAAUCCCGCUCCCCAAGCUGUACAUCUCUGUGGCGUUUUUCUUCUUCCUCUCGGGGACCGUCUGGAUCCACAUCCUUCGAAAGAGAAGGAACGAUGUGUUUAAAAUCCACUGGCUGAUGGCGGCCCUUCCCUUCACCAAGUCUCUCUCCCUGGUGUUUCAUGCAAUCGACUACCACUACAUCUCCUCCCAGGGCUUCCCCAUCGAGGGCUGGGCCGUGGUGUACUACAUAACCCACCUGCUGAAGGGGGCGCUGCUGUUCAUCACCAUCGCACUCAUCGGCACUGGCUGGGCUUUCAUUAAACACAUCCUCUCAGAUAAGGACAAAAAGAUCUUCAUGAUCGUCAUCCCACUGCAGGUCCUGGCCAACGUGGCCUACAUCAUCAUCGAGUCCACCGAGGAGGGCACCACGGAGUACGGCCUGUGGAAGGACUCCCUGUUUCUGGUGGACCUGCUGUGCUGCGGAGCCAUCCUCUUCCCAGUGGUGUGGUCAAUCAGGCACUUACAGGAGGCAUCAGCAACAGAUGGAAAAGCUGCUAUCAACCUAGCAAAGCUGAAGCUUUUCAGACACUACUACGUCUUGAUCGUGUGUUACAUAUACUUCACCAGGAUCAUUGCGUUUCUCCUUAAACUUGCUGUUCCCUUCCAGUGGAAGUGGCUCUACCAGCUCCUGGAUGAAAUGGCCACGCUGGUGUUCUUUGUGCUCACGGGGUACAAGUUCCGCCCAGCUUCAGAUAACCCCUACCUGCAGCUGUCUCAGGAGGAGGACGACCUGGAGAUGGAGUCUGUAGUGACAGCGUCUGGGGUGAUGGAGAACGUGAAGAAGGUCAAGAAGGCAACCAACGGAUCCGUGGAGCCCCCGGGCGGCUGGGCGGGCACGGCGUGAUCUCCCGCCGGGGGCCGGCGCCCGGCUGGGGACAGCGCCCGGCACAGACUGUUCACACACUGACGGUCCUGCUGGCCAGCAGGAGCUUCCCGACAGCCCCAGCGCGGGCGCGGCCGCCUCCAGCCUCUCGCUUUCAGCUGGGUCUGCGGCUGGUGGCAGGCAGCUAGGACUCCUCAGGUGGGAGCGUUUGGUGGGGGGAGGGACAGAGGAGGAUAAAAGGAAGAGAAUCUGUUUUUAAAUUUCUUUUUUUUUUUCCUUUUUAACUGGGAGCACUGAGGGGCGCAGCUGUGCCCCGUGCGUGUUGCACCCAGGGAGCGGUGGUGGCUGGGCAGGAGGCACGGGCGGGCUGUCUCCACGGUACAGUGCAGGGAGGGGCCGACAGGUACCGUGGAAAAGCAAAGUGAGUAUAGCCCUUGCCUUCUGCUCCUGGCCCUGCGACCCCAGACCCUCGUUCCGGAUUCUGACAGCCCCGGAGGCCGGGCGUCUGACAGCACUGUGGGGUCUGUGUUGCCAGGUGCACGGAAGGAUAUAGACGCUCCCAGAGCCUGGGCCCUGGCUGCCCACGCACCUGCCCCGCCCCCCUCCCUCCCUCUCAGGGCCGUGUCUGUUCUUGGAAGAAGGGAAGGAAUUUCCUUACGGGUCAGCUAGGGGCCAGAAAGGUGGUGUUUCGGCCGGGGCUUCAGUACAGCAAACCCUUGGGCAAGCGCGGGUUCCCCAGAGAGGUGUUACCGGGCUGGGGCCCAUGUUGCAGGGAAGGCGCGGGGGGAAGUGAGUGCGUGGGGGCGUCUGAGUGGUGACAGAACGGCAGCUCUCACCACGCUUGGGCUGGGGGUGGGCAGUAUUUUGAGUCGCAGAUGGACACACUCAGAGGCGCUGUGACCAGAGAUGGCGCCGGCAGGAGCGUUGAUGCUUAGGGCUGGGGGCUGCCAGCAAGCCCAGGGCACCCCUGCUGGGCUUACACCCGGGGUGACAGCAGCGCCUGGGGUUGCUUUCUCAUCUCCAGUUGGGGUCUGUGAGACGCCAUGGGGGCCGAGGGUGACAGUGCCCCAGGUCCCUUCUUGGCCAUCUCUGUGCUGGGGUCACUCCCUGAGUGUCCCGAGGAAGUGAGGUCGCUGUGCACUUCGCUCCCCUCCAAGCUCUGCCCAGCCCACCCCUGGCUGACUCCCAAAGAACAUGCUCCUCCCUGGGCCUCUGGGGGUGUGGAUUGUCCCGUCUUGGGGAGAAGGCAGGCGUACCCCAAGUGUUCACUUUCAUGUUUUACUGUCUCGGAGCUGUGUGACGGGUGGGGUGGCACUCCAUGUUCCUGUGCAUCAGCGACACCAGUGCUGCAGGAGUGGAGUCUCAGGUUGUGACCCCCCAGGCCCUCCUGGGCUCCUGGGCAAGAGCAAGAGGUGUGAUGACCCCUCCCUGCCAGGAGGGGUCCCCAUUUCCCAGACUGGGGUGCAGGCAGGGGAGUGAGGGAGGGAAGAGGAGCACGGAGCCCAGCCCGAGCGCCGGGCGCACCUCCCUGCAGGCGCCCUGCUCGCUCCCAGUGGCUGGUGGCUGCAGAUGGCAGCCCGCGGGCCUCAGCACAGGGCUGCACGGGUGAGAGGGCACACUGGCCACAGCGUCCGGCACGGGGCCUGGCUGCCCAUCCUGUGCCGGGGUUAGAGGAAGGGUCCAAGCCAGCGUGGUGAUACCGGAACUCAGAACUUCAGCCCAAGGUGGCAAAGCCGGUCACGGCUCCAAUUUUCCAAGCAGUGUUGUCAGCUUCCCGCCCUGUCUGAAUGUCUCUCGUCCAUGGCCUGAGCUGCGACCCAGCCUUCGGCUCUGCUGGGGCUGCUGCCGGUUGCUCCCCCAGCUCACAAGCGGCCUCCCUGCUGCCUGAUGCCCAGAGUCCUCUGGGGCUUGGCGUCACCCCGUGUUUGGAUGCUGGAGCCCUUGCGGUAUUUGGGGGCAGGAGAGCUGGGCUGCACGUGGCAGAACUGCUGCUGGUAUUUAUAGCUGUGCUUUGUGCUCCCUGCCCUGUCUGCCCAGAAUGUCCGCGCUCCGUGGAGAGAGCUGCCCCAGAAUGUCCGCGCUCCGUGGAGAGCUGCGUGGACUGCAGGUGCCGCCAGCCGCGAGGUUAACAAGUUGCAUGCAUUUUGCUAGAAAACCGUUUUCUGGACAAUAGGAGCCAUCACUGAUCCCCCGACCCCAGCUCCUGACGGCAGCAAGGACUGGGUCUGUCUGUUUCGCGGUCCCUCCAUGCUUCCAAGGUUAGCAGUGAUGCGGGCAGGAUGCCGGCUGGAACUGGUGGGCUGGCACCUCUGGCUCCUGAGGUGGGCGGGCCGGGGCCUUGCUCCCGUGUGAGAGGCCCUGGCCUCAGUCCAGGUUCCUUUAACAGACCACGUCACAUACAGCCGGGCUGCCCCUGGACGUGCCACUCAGGGUGGGGUCUCCACUGUCCCUGGCCCCACAGCCUCCCCUCCCCUCCCUUCCGCCAGGCUUGCCGUAGGAUUCCAGCCCAGGCUAUGGUGCAGGGCGGCGUCUCCCUCCCCGCAGCCGUGUGCGGAGGUCUCACGGGGGGGGGGGGGGGUUACUCAUUAGAGCAUGGCAAGUCCGCUGCCAGAGGGGAGUGCAGGAGCCCACUCAUCUCAAGUCCUGGCCUUUGUCCAGGAGGCCCCUAGGGCGAGGCCUGAGGCUGCUGGCCCAGCUCCAGACGCCUGGACCCAGGCUGCUGCAGGUCCCCCUUCCGCCCUCACAGCGCGCGCUGCAUCCCGGAGCCUGGGCUGCCGCUCGUUUCUCCUUGCAGGACUCAGUGCGCCGAUGGCUUCUGCUGCACCCGUGCCUCUUGGUUUAUCAAGAAGGCAUCGAUGUGGAAAUACCCAGUUGUCCUGGAAGGUCCGUUCACGCGCUUCCCCGGGUGUUGCGGGCGGGCGGUCUGUGAGACGCGCACCUUGGGCCAUGCCGGUGCUGCACGGUGGGCCCGGUCUCCUGGGGAAGCCGCUGUGCCUGUCCACGUGGGCCGUGCUGGAAGAACGCUGCCUUUCGGCUAGCGCACGGGGCGCGUACCCCAAAACACCGUGUGGGGGAGACCCCCUGAGGGGCGCGGUGGGCCGCGGUCAGCCAGAUCAGGGGAUUCUUGGCGGGCAGCUUGCAGCUGGCCAUCGGAAGGGGGGUUAGAAUAGUCAGUGGAGGUCAGAGGAGCGGAAGUGCCCAGGGGCCCGUGGCAGUCAGCUCUCAGCGAUGUGAUGUGGCGCAGCCAGAGCCGGCGGCGGGGCCAGAGGUCAGCCUCCUCAGUGCGGAAGGUGCUGUGAGGUUGCAAGACCAGGGAGUGCCGGCCUCUGCCGCCUCUGGGCGCCGUCCGUUGCGUCUGCCUGUGCACGUGACCCCAGGGGCACAGACGCCUGGAAUCCAGAAGUUGGGUUUGAGCAGGGGUUUGCAGGUCUACAAGUGACAUUGGCUUUUCAGGUUAAACUGGGGUGCAGGGGGCUUCGGUAACCUUCUAGCCGUAACGACCGCGGCAGAGUAUCUAUGUAAACGUGACGGGCGGGGUCGGGUCAGGUACUGCUCAUGUGUACAAUAAAGGCUCUGUGACGGCAGUGUGUGUGUGCGGCCUCCCGGGCGCCCUCCGCACCUCCCUCUC